This is a messenger RNA of Octopus sinensis (East Asian common octopus), 2932 nucleotides long. RefSeq names its product armadillo repeat-containing protein 8. The transcript is spliced from 20 exons. The coding region runs from base 252 to 2267 and encodes 671 amino acids. Gene Ontology annotation, biological process: proteasome-mediated ubiquitin-dependent protein catabolic process. The record is from RefSeq and is a predicted model, not a curated record. Gene Ontology annotation, molecular function: protein binding. NCBI's taxonomy places the organism in Eukaryota, Metazoa, Mollusca, Cephalopoda, Octopoda, Octopodidae. Gene Ontology annotation, cellular component: GID complex.
AAGUGGUUAUUCAGUGCGGUCCUAUUUGCAUUUUUAUAUGGAGAACGAAGGGGAAAAAAGAUUAAAGUAAUCGAAAUGAUGAAACGAUAUUACAUUAUGACAUAAAUAUUUUUAUAUAAGUAAACAUUCGCUAAUUCCAAAUUUUCUUUUUUUAACGACAGUACUAACUAGAGUCUUUUUAAUCGCGUCUCCUUUUGGGUAUUUUCGUUGUUUCAUCUAAGGUAGAUCUCGUUGCUAGAACUGUACUCGCCAUGUCCUCAUGUUUAAUGGAGGUAGAUGGAUCACAAAGUUUUGUUGAGGUGUUGUUAUCUAAUGAUUCUGAUCGAUGGAUGGAUUCCAUUGUUCAGGUGAAAAAUAUGGUAAUUGGUAACAAUAAACAGAAAAGUCAAGUAAUUGUUCAAGGAUUGAUUCCCAGGUUACUUCAGUGGAUGAUGCAUGAUAACAUCCCUUUGGAUCUGAAAAUAGAAUGCUCUGUGGUUUUGGGGAGUUUAUCAAAAGGCACAGAAGCCAACAUUGUCAGUUUAAUAGAAGCUGGUUCAGUACCUAUAUUACUUGCUGGCAACAGACUUGCUAAUUAUGAUCUGAAAUAUGUAGAAGCUUGUUUACGCUGUCUUCGUACUGUCUUUCUCUGUAAUAGUGCUCCCAAAGAACACAUUUUUGAGGAUUCCAGUAUAAUCCCUUUACUAAUUAAUGUCCUGCCAAAAUCAUCAUGUACACAAGAAUGUGUUACUACCAUAUUUGCUAAUUGUUGCAAGACUCCAGAACAUCAAAAUAUGCUGUGCAGUAAUGGUGCCAUUGAAGCUUUAGCUCCACUCUUGAAGUGUAAUAUUUAUAAAGUUCAAAUGCCAACUCUUCGUUGUUUCUCUGUGAUGUGCUACCAAAAUGAAGACGUUGCACAGGCUAUUGCUAACUAUGAUAAUGGCAAAGGAGAUACUAUUUCAGAAAUGCUUGUACGACUUCGUAAUCGAGAUAAAACAUCAGAAAUGCAAAUGGCUGCUGCUAAAUGUCUAACUUAUUUAUAUCGAGGUGGAGCUCUUAUGGCUAAUGAUCCAAUAAUAAUGUUGAAGACUUUACCUACUUUAAUUCGUAUGUGCAAGAAGGACCGCACUUUAGAAGAAAAUGUGGAAGGAGCUGAAACUCUAGCGUAUCUCAUUGAAGUAAACUCUGAGCUGCAGAAAGUGGCUUCUAUUUCAGAUCACCUAAUUCGAACUCUAUCUGAUUAUUUAAAAUAUACCAGUGUCCAACAGAUCAGUAGUACACAGAACACACAAAAAAAAGAUAUUCAUUGGGGUAAUGAACUCAAACAGGCAGCAUUCAAAGCAUUUGCUUCUCUUGGAGCCAAUGAUGAAGAUAUUCGCAAAAAGAUUAUUGAAACAGAAAAUUUGAUUGAUCAUAUUACUAAUGGCAUGGAGAGUAGUGACGUUAAAGUUCAAGCAGCAGCUGUGCGAUGUUUGCACAGUUUGUCACGUUCGGUCCAACAAUUACGCACAACGUUCCAAGAUCAUGCUUUAUGGAAACCAUUACUUAAGAUGCUGCAGAAUGGGCCUGAAGAAGUAUUACGUGUUGCAUCUUCAACUCUAUGCAAUUUGAUGCUAGAAUUCUCCCCUAGUAAGGAAGUAAGUGAACUUGCAAAACCUAUUCUUGAAACUGGGGGUUUGAACAUUCUGGUCAAGCUGACCAACAGUGAUGAUUCCUUGCUCCGAUUAAAUGGUGUCUGGGGCUUAAUGAACAUGACUUUCCAAGUGAGUGACAAGAUGAAACACCAGAUCCUGGAAUCAUUACAGACAGAACAGUUAUUCCGCUUGCUGUCUGACCCUGAUCCUAAUGUAUUGCUCAAGACACUAGGACUUCUAAGGAAUCUACUUUCUCCCAAAACACACAUUGACAAUGUUAUGAAUGGCUAUGGCGACCAAAUUAUGCAAGCUGUUGUUUUUAUCUUGGAAGGUGAACAUUGUGUUGAUAUCAAGGAACAGGCUCUGUGUAUAUUAGGUCAUAUUGCUGAUGGAAAGACUGCUAAGGAUUUCAUCGUGGGGAAUGAAGAUGUUCUUCGAAAAUUAAUAAAUUAUAUGGUACACAAUAAUGAAAAAGUCCAACUAGCUGCAGUCUAUUGCAUCUGUAACCUGGUGUGGAAUGAUGAUGAGGGGUCGGCAGAAAGACAAGCACGGCUGCGAGAUUUAGGUGUUCAGAAAUCUCUUCAACAACUGUCCACAACAACUACAGGGGAUCUGCAACAAAGGGUGAAGCUAGCUCUUCAGCAAUUUUCCUGACAAUAUCUGAAACUAUUUGCUGUGGAUCCCGAGCAGAGACUGUAGCAGGAUAUCCCAACAACUAUUGGCAGAGAGCAGAAUGCUUUCUCAAACAACAUCGCUGCUAUUUCUUGUCCAGUUAUUGUAGGCAAGACAUGAUGAAGUUUGUUUCUCACCUUGACUAGCUGGAGAUUUUGGAAUACAAGUGCAAAUAAUAUUGCAUUUUCUGUUGUAUUGCUAAUCACCGGAAUGAUUUUGUGUGUGUGUAAGAUUUUGCUACAACAUAUGCACUCUAUUAACAUAAUCAAGUGGUUAACAGCAAACGUUGGGUUACUGUACAUUGCAGACUUUUAAAUACGUUGGUAAUGUGAGUGUGUGACAAGGUACAUUUUCUUGAUGUGCCUUCUAAAACGAGAUUUAUAUGAUUUAAAGUUUUGCUCUUUAUUAGAUAAAAGUGUCUGUGUAUAUACAUGUAUGUGUCCAUGUGAAAUUUUGUGUGUGUUCUUAAAAAUAAAUUCAGUAUACACACAGAAACACAUCAGUAUGCAUGACAUUAGUUUUUAUUUUUUUUAAACAAUUUCCUUUGAUUUCAUCAUUAAAAUUUCCCUAUUAUCUGACUGGAUACUUGGAAUGUCAGUGAUUUGUAACCCAAGUAAAAUAAACUGUCAUAUUGUCAUAUCGAACAA